Entrophospora candida is the source of this 567-nucleotide messenger RNA. The record is from the annotation of a GenBank genome assembly. Lineage: Eukaryota; Fungi; Glomeromycota; Glomeromycetes; Entrophosporales; Entrophosporaceae.
AUGAAUUCAAGCUUUCAAAUUAGGCAUAGAAUUACAGAUGAUAAUGAAGUUUCAAUUGACAAAAAAAUAACAAAAAACAACUUAUCUUUUCUUGAAAAAUGUAGAAUUUGUGAAGAGCUUUUAGUUAAACCAAAACUAACACAAGAAGAAUUAGCAGCUAAAUAUAAUGUCACUCAAACAGCAAUCUCUAAAAUUUUUAAAAAUAAGGAUAAAUAUCUUGCUUUAGAUUCAGAAACAACAGACUUAAAUAAAAAAAGAAAUUGUCAAGCUGCAUUUCCUGAAAUUGAAGAAGCAGUUGUUAUUUGGUUCUCAUGUGCUCGCAUAAGUAACUUAACAGUAACUGAUGAUGUUCUUAAAAAAAAGGCAUUGGACUUUAGAGAUUUGCUUCAAAUUAAUAAUUUUACAGCAUCUGAUGAAGAAGAACAUGUUAAACUAAAAGAUAUCAUUAGGCAAUAUGAUUUAAACAAUGUAUUUAAUGCAGACGAGACAGCAUUGUAUUGGGAACUUGAACCAUCAAAAACAUUAGCAACUGGACCUGUUGUUGGUACCAAGAAAUCAAAAAAUUGA